AAGGGGCAGUCGAACUGCAAAAUCUCCGAUGGACCUAAUCUGCCUGUGCUGUUUAGCAGAAACAAGUGCAACGUUUAAAACCUCUACGAGAUGCGAAUUUCAAGCCGACGAAUGUUGUGACGCAAAUCAAUCCACCAGCAGCAUGAUUCAGUUGGGUGAAAUUUAUUCGCAACUCUUGCAGCUUCCGCCUUCGUCGGAGAAGCGAUCGCCAGACCAGAGCCAGCCACCACUGUACGGCGAAAUUUGUUCUCGAUGCGUCGAUAUGCUAAAGGACUUUUAUCGCUUUCGAACAAGGGCAAUAAGGGCGUACGAAGAGCUACAGACGAAAGCGAAUAUUGCCAAAAUUAUCAACAGUCUAGAGCAAAGCAGUGUUGGAAGUGUGGAGGCUGAGCAAACGGAAGACGAUUUGGGAAGAACGCACCGACACGAUAAAGCUGAGCAAUUAGAAGCCACCGAUGAACCGGACAGUACUGCGCUUUUACCGUGUACUAGCUGCAACAAAAAGUUUACGGACCGCAAACUGCUGACAAUGCACGCAAAAACGCAUUCCACCACCAACAAAAGGAAGUAUAGAUGCAAACAGUGUGAAAUAGAAUUUGCAACCAAAAGGUCUUGCCACAACCAUCAGCUAAAAAUCCACGGAAAGGUUUUGCGCUGCAGUAAAGAUCAAGCACCAGCAACGAGUGAUAAAAAUACGCAGUUUGAUAACGGAAGGAGAGCCAAAGAAUCACGCGAAACAAACAACCGCCGGAUAAAAGCAGAACCGGGACAGCCGAAACAGAGGCCGGGAGGAUUCGGUUGCGACGUUUGCUUUAAAAGUUUUACCAGAAAAUCUUCACUGAAUCACCACAAGCAGGUGCUGCACGCCGGCGUACGGCAGCACAUGUGUCACAUAUGCAAUCGUACGUUCGGCAAAGGAGACUCGCUAAAUACGCAUCUGGCGCUGCAUGUAGGGAAAAAGUACCGCUGUAAGCUGUGCAGUAAAUCAUUCGCCAAAAGCAGCUUCUUGCGCAAGCACCUGGAGGAGCACGAAUGGCCUGAGAGCAAGCGAAAGUACACGUGCGCAGUUUGUUCGAAACGAUUCGCUACGAUCAGUCAUCUGCACGAUCACGAGUUGAUUCACAGCGACAAAAAACCUCACAAAUGCAACCACUGCGAAAAGAGCUUUCGUCAAAAGCAGCAGCUGAAGGCUCACGUAGGCAAACAUCAUCCAGGGCGGGAGCAAAUGUCCCUGGACAAAUUCGGCCUUGCAGUGGGCGCAGAGGCUAGCAGCACUAGCACCGUAUCGCAACCGGACUUUGGCGACAAAGCCGUGAACGAAGAGAUAUUGAACGAAAUCUGCUAUCAAAUCAAUUCAAAUCCCCUAAUGUUGGAAAACAUAGACGCCGGCGGUGUUAACCUCAUCUGCAACGAGCAAAUAAUUUUCUUAAACGAAUAAAAUUUCCUCAGACGAUUCAAAAA
This is a messenger RNA of Anopheles stephensi (Asian malaria mosquito), 1461 nucleotides long. RefSeq names its product zinc finger protein 852-like. The record is from RefSeq and is a predicted model, not a curated record. Gene Ontology annotation, molecular function: RNA polymerase II cis-regulatory region sequence-specific DNA binding; DNA-binding transcription activator activity, RNA polymerase II-specific; zinc ion binding. The transcript is spliced from 2 exons. Bases 29 to 1438 code for a protein of 469 amino acids. NCBI's taxonomy places the organism in Eukaryota, Metazoa, Arthropoda, Insecta, Diptera, Culicidae. Gene Ontology annotation, cellular component: nucleus. Gene Ontology annotation, biological process: regulation of transcription by RNA polymerase II.